AUGGUCUACACAAUCGUCGUCCACCUCCUCGCUAAGGAAGACCAGGAGAGCAUCAGCAAGCUCAGUGCUAAGCUGGUGGAAGCGAGUCAGGUGUACAGCAAGGAUAAGGAGACGCUGAGUUGGUUCGUUAUGCAGGAUACGGUGGAUAAGAGGAAGUUUACUAUUGUUGAGCGGUAUUUGAAGGAAUCUUCCCAGCAGUACCACCUCAACAACCCAUACUGGAAGACUUUCGAUCCUUACGUCAUUCCGCUUUUGGCUGCGCCUAUGGAUUUGAGGCGUCUUGAGGAGUUGGACACUACGGUUACCUCGGCGGGUUCGCAUUAUCAUGAGGAUGCUGUUAAGUCUGAGACGAGCGUGGGCAACAUGUUCCAGGGUACUGAUGCUUAA
Messenger RNA from Alternaria ethzedia, 387 nucleotides. RefSeq lists its product as uncharacterized. The transcript is spliced from 2 exons. Bases 1 to 387 code for a protein of 128 amino acids. The record is from RefSeq and is a predicted model, not a curated record. Lineage: Eukaryota; Fungi; Ascomycota; Dothideomycetes; Pleosporales; Pleosporaceae.